Molecule: messenger RNA, 2043 nt
Organism: Gastrolobium bilobum
Lineage: Eukaryota; Viridiplantae; Streptophyta; Magnoliopsida; Fabales; Fabaceae
Product: double-stranded RNA-binding protein 2-like
Exons: 4
Coding region: 186-1817 (543 amino acids)
Molecular function (GO): double-stranded RNA binding
Source: RefSeq, a predicted model, not a curated record
ACUUUCCAUUUUAUUUUCAUAUUAAAAAGCUCACUUCGCUAGAUACAAAAUUAGAAUCGCAGUGGCAUCAAUUUCAGAGUUCACUUUCUCGGGAAAUUUCUCUCAAAUGUGCGAAGAUUUAGAGCACCCGUUCGCUCACACCCAGAUCCUUUCUCUCUAGGCUUUGUGGAGUUAUUUGAAAAGACAUGUAUAAGAACCAGUUGCAAGAGUUGGCUCAAAGAAGCUGUUUCAAUUUUCCAGCCUAUUCAUGCAUCCGCGAAGGACCAGAUCAUGCUCCUCGUUUUAAAGCAACUGUGAACUUUAGUGGAGAGACAUUUGAAAGUCCUACAUUCUGCUCUACUCUUAGACAGGCAGAACAUGCAGCAGCUGAGGUAGCUCUUAACACCCUUGCAAAAAGAGGUCCUUCUAGAGCUUUAGCAGCAAGAGUUCUGGAUGAAACUGGAGUAUACAAGAAUUUGCUCCAGGAAACUGCUCACAGAGCUGGACUGAACCUUCCUGUUUAUACUACUAUUCGUUCUGGACCUGGUCACGUUCCUUCCUUCUCAUGUACAGUUGAGAUUGCUGGACUGAAUUUUUCUGGGGACCCAGCUAGGACCAAGAAACAGGCUCAGAAGAAUGCUGCAAUAUCUGCUUGGUCUGCAUUGAGAAAAUUGUCACAGCAUCAUUUGUCUUCUUCAACUUCAUCCUCACUUCCUUCAGAGUCUAAAGGCAAUGAAGAACAAGAACAAGUCAUCAUUGCUCGGGUUCUUUCAAGUCUACAGUCAUCAGAUUUCAAGAACGUUUCAGAAAGUGAUUACCAACAUACAUUGCAAAAGUCCAAUACAAGGUCUUUUGUGUCAACCCUGCCAGCUCCAGGCAUUUAUCCUCCACAAUGUCAGCAUUGUGGACACUCUAGUUUUUUCCCUGAUGUGACCAUGUAUCAGAUUUGGCAGCAAGAACAAAUUAUACUGCAGCAGAAUCACCUGUUGGCACUAACCGUUCCCCCAAUAAUUCCAUCUGUUCCACAUAUAUAUCCAUUUGUGCAAUCUGUGCUCCAGCCAGACCACUGUCUUUAUUUUCCAGCUAGAGACUUAGCAUCAGUACCCGUAGGACCAAAAUUUUCUAUUGCUACGUCAAGGCCUUCAUUUUACUUUUCAAACCAAAUUGUUCCCGACUUAAGAAGGGGUAGAUCAACAGUAACCAUUAGGGAGAUACAAGAGGAAAAAGCAGAAGAUCCCCCAGUUUGCAACUUCAGUAAUGAGACAAGGUUCCAAGCACCAGCUUCAAAGGAUGAGAGACAGAAGCAUGGUGGCUCUGAGAGAAGUAGAGAUGUUCAGCUGGGAGGAGAACAAAGUGGGACAUCUGAAUGGGCUUCUCAUUGGAGAACAGGCUCUGUAUACAGACCAGUUAAUAUUGAGCUGCAAAACCCAUCUAGUAUUGACACAUCUAGUUCUAUUCUCAGAACACACUCAAAAACAAGUUCCAACAGAAGUUUUAGACCGCCUGCAGUUGCUUCACCGAUGAUGAGAACCACGGUCCCUGCUUCUUCUGCAGUUUCCAGACCACAACAUAGGGAAGUACCUCUGGCUGUUCCUUCAAGAAUGAGAACUGGAGUCCCUCCAUGUCCAUCCUUGCCCACGUCUGAAAGGUUUGGCAUGGUGGGAGCACAUACUCCUCGGUUCAUGGCACCGGCUGUAAGAAUCAGAUCAGUGGUGCCAGUCUGCUCUGCUCCUCCAAGAAUGUCCAUUGAGGAGGCAUCAGAAAACGAGGAAAAGAAAGGUCUAAAAACUGAAGUGGAGUCGAGAACAAGCUCUGAACUUGGCAAUCUUAGAAUAUGAGUAUACAUACUACAGAUGUUAUAUUUUGAAGUUCAAAAGUUUAGUUCAUGCCAAUAUGAUGAUGCUCUUCGAGGGCAGUUGAUUCUUUUUCAUAUUAACUGAAAUGAAUCGGCUUUUCCUUGAUCAUCUUUUGUAAAGUAAUAAAUGUGAAAUAUAUCAUUUGAAUUUAAUAUAUCAAAUUAGGGGAUCAGAAGUAAUCUUGCCAACAUUUGUUUUUGUGGCAAAU